AUGUCGAAUAAUAAUCAACAAUAUCCAGGCUUACAGCCACUGCGGCCUCCAAUGUCCGGUUCAAUGGAUCCUCAGCGCAAUUUCGGUCAACUCAUGCCUGUUCAAUUCCACCCCGGUGUUCCAAAUCAACAGCCACAACAGUUUGUUCCCAUGCCUCCUCAACAUUACCACCAACAGUAUAAUGUUGGAAUGCCGCCUCAAAAUCAACAGCCGCAAUUUUCUCAAACAAUUCAGCAGUUUCCUCCGAGAGUUGGUCAGCAGUUACCAGUUCAACCACAAAUGAUGCAAAUGCCAAUUGCCCGGCCUAACAUGCAAUCCUCGUCUGAUUCAAUGAUGCCACAGCCUGAUUCUCAAGCUCCAAAUGGAUAUACACCAGGUUUAGGUGGCCCCGGAAUGCCACUUUCUUCAUCGUUUAUGUUUGCGCCAUCCUCUUAUGGUCAAGCGCCACAAACUAAUUUUAAUUCUACCGGCCAAUACCAACCUGUUCCCCAAAUCCAAGCUCCCGCUAGUUCUUUGUCCCAGAGCAUUACUCCUGGUACAACUCCUCAGAGCAACGGCGAGCAACCUACAGCUACAACUAUCAUGCCUUCUGCUACAAAUGUCCAGCCACACCUUAACAAGGUUGGCUCCUCUGAUUGGAUCGAGCAUACGUCCUCUACUGGAAGAAGAUUUUUCUACAAUAAGAGGACUAAAUUAUCUAGCUGGGAGAAGCCUUUAGAAUUGAUGUCACCUAUUGAGAGGGUAGAUGCAUCAACAAACUGGAAGGAGUAUACGAGUCCUGAUGGAAGAAAGUAUUACUACAACAAGAUCACGAAGGAAUCAAAGUGGUUAAUUCCCGAGGAACUGAAGUUUGCCCGUGAGCAAGCUGAAAAGGAAAAGGUCAAUGCAACUCUUCCCGAGCCACUACUGAAUCCCUGUACUCAACCCUCUGCAGUUUCUGUGACUGAAGCAAUGCCUAGUACGGAUAUUUCAUCUUUACCUGGCCAAAACGACCCAUCAAGUCCUGUUUCAGUUGCUCCAGUUGUCACCACGUCCCCUAUUAAUCUGCAAUCCGAGAUAACUUCCGGAUCACAUGCCUCUCCUUCUGCAGCCGCUACAACUGGAACAAAAGUUGAUGAACCUGAGGCACCCAUAAAUACUAUCAAUCCACCAGAUGUUAGUGUGGGAAGUGAUAGAGCAGUUGUUUCUGAUACUAAUAUUGCUGCAACACCAAAGAAUGACGCCAAUAACUUUUCAGCUCAAGAUACUGUAGUUUCUUCUGCUGAUGGGGUUCCUGGAGAAGAUAAAGAAGUUGGAAAAAUUGAUUCAAUAGGGGAAAACGUUAAUGACGUGGCCUCAGAAACAAAGGCAGUUGAGCCAGAAUCCUUAGUUUAUGCGAAUAAGAUGGAAGCUAAAGAUGCAUUCAAAGCACUCUUGGAUUCUGUAAAUGUUGGAUCUGACUGGAAUUGGGAUCGGGCCAUGCGAUUAAUAAUUAAUGACAAAAGAUAUGGUGCCUUAAAAUCUCUGGGAGAAAGGAAGCAAGCUUUCAAUGAGUACUUAACUCAAAGGAAAAAACAGGAAGGAGAAGAAAAGCGUAUGAGGCACAAAAAAGCAAAGGAGGAUUUUAGAAAAAUGUUGGAAGAGUCCACGGAGUUGACUUCAUCCACUAGAUUCAGCAAAGCAGCAGUUAUUUUUGAAAAUGAUGAACGUUUCAAAGCCGUUGAGCGAGAAAGAGAUCGCAAGGAUAUGUUUGAUAGCUUCUUGGAGGAACUUUCAAACAAGGAACGGAAGCGAAAUACAGUGGAAUACAGGAAAUAUUUGGAAUCUUGUGACUUUAUAAAGGCUAAUACGCAGUGGCGAAAAGUUCAAGACCGCUUAGAGGCCGACGAAAGAUGUUCUCGACUUGAAAAAAUUGAUCGUUUGGAAAUAUUUCAAGAUUAUUUGCGUGAUUUAGAGAAGGAAGAGGAAGAGCAGAAAAAGAUACAGAAGGAAGAAUUGAGAAAGACGGAACGUAAAAACCGUGACGAGUUCCGCAAAUUGAUGGAUGAACACAUUGCCUCAGGCAUUCUUACAGCAAAAACUCACUGGCGUGAUUAUCAUUCACAGGCGAAAGAAUUACCAGCCUAUCUAGCAGUAGCUUCAAACACCUCAGGUUCAACUCCAAAAGAGUUGUUUGAAGAUCUUGCCGAAGAGCUAGAGAAACAAUAUCAAGAAGAAAAGAGUCAAAUAAAAGAUGCAGUGAAGUUGGCAAAGAUCACGUUGUUAACAACCUUGACUUUUGAAGACUUCAAAUCAGCUUUAUCAGAACACAUUAACUCUCUGCCUCUAUCUGAUUCCAACUUAAAGUUAGUGUUUGAAGAGCUACUAGAACGGGCUAGGGAGAAGGAGGAGAAGGAAGCUAAGAAGCGUAAACGUCUUGCAGAUGAUUUCUUUCAUUUACUAUAUUCUACCAAGGAUAUUUGUGAGUCUUCAAAGUGGGAGGACUUUAGGCCACUUGUUGAAGAUAGCCAAGAGUUCAGAUCUGUUGGAGAUGUGAGCCUCUGCAAGAAAAUGUUUGAGGAGUACGUUACGCAACUGAAAGAAGAGGCAAAAGAGAAUGAGCGGAAACGAAAAGAGGAAAGGGCAAAGAAGGAUAAAGAUAGGGAGGAAAGAGAAAGAAGGAAAGCAAAGCAGAGAAGGGAAAAAGAGGGAGGGCGCGAAAGAUGGAAAGAGGAGACACAUAAGAGAGAUAGAACAGACAGUGACAGUAUGGACUUAAAUGAUAUCCAAUCAUCUAAAGAAAACAAAAGGAAGCAGCAUCAAAGUCCGGACUAUGUUUCUCACGAAACUGAUAAAGAGAGGACUAAGAAAUCUCAUGGUCACAGCAGCGACCGCAAGAAAUCCAGACGGCAUAGUUCCGGUCAUGACUCUGAUGAAGGACGGCAUAAGCGACACAGGAGAGACCACCGGGAUUCUCACAGAGAAGGCGAGCAGCUUGAAGAUGGGGAGUUUGGCGAUGACAUGGUUAUGGAUAGAUGGUAA
Molecule: messenger RNA, 3000 nt
Organism: Vicia faba (fava bean)
Lineage: Eukaryota; Viridiplantae; Streptophyta; Magnoliopsida; Fabales; Fabaceae
Source: the annotation of a GenBank genome assembly